Messenger RNA from Varanus komodoensis (Komodo dragon), 4067 nucleotides. It is a transcript of the gene SFRP1, whose product is annotated as secreted frizzled related protein 1. NCBI's taxonomy places the organism in Eukaryota, Metazoa, Chordata, Lepidosauria, Squamata, Varanidae. The coding region runs from base 1 to 945 and encodes 314 amino acids. The record is from RefSeq and is a predicted model, not a curated record. The transcript is spliced from 3 exons. Gene Ontology annotation, molecular function: Wnt-protein binding. Gene Ontology annotation, biological process: negative regulation of canonical Wnt signaling pathway; canonical Wnt signaling pathway; non-canonical Wnt signaling pathway.
AUGGGCGCCGGGGCGCGGGCGCUCCCGCUGGCCCUGGCGCUGGCCCUGGCGCUGGCCCUGCUGGCCCUGCUCCCGCCAGCGCCCGCCGCGGCCAACGAGUACGACUACGUGAGCUUCCAGUCGGACAUCAGCUCGUACCAGAGCGGGCGCUUCUACACCAAGCCCCCGCAGUGCGUGGCCAUCCCGGCCGACCUGCGCCUGUGCCACAGCGUGGGCUACGACAAGAUGGUGCUGCCCAACCUGCUGGACCACGAGACCAUGGCCGAGGUGAAGCAGCAGGCCAGCAGCUGGGUGCCGCUGCUCAACAAGAACUGCCACAUCGGCACCCAGGUCUUCCUCUGCUCCCUCUUCGCCCCCGUCUGCCUGGACCGGCCCAUCUACCCCUGCCGCUGGCUCUGCGAGGCCGUGCGGGACUCGUGUGAGCCCGUCAUGCAGUUCUUCGGCUUCUACUGGCCCGAGAUGCUCAAGUGCGACCAGUUCCCGCAGGACGACGUGUGCAUCGCCAUGACUGCGCCCAACGCCACGGAGGCGUCCAGACCCCAAGGCGUGGCCGUUUGUCCUCCGUGUGACAAUGAGAUGAAGUCGGAUGCUAUCCUGGAGCAUCUCUGUGCCAGUGAGUUUGCCUUAAAGAUGAAAAUAAAAGAGGUAAAAAAAGAAAAUGGAGACAAGAAAAUCAUCCCGAAGAAGAAGAAGCCCCUGAAAUUGGGCACCAUCAAGAAGAAGGAUCUGAAGAAGCUGGUGCUGUACUUAAAGAACGGAGCAGACUGUCCUUGCCACCAGCUGGACAACCUCAGCAGCCAGUUCCUCAUCAUGGGGCGCAAAGUGAAGGCCCAGUACCUGCUGACGGCCAUCCACAAGUGGGACAAGAAGAAUAAAGAAUUCAAGAAGUUCAUGAAGAAGAUGAAGAGUCCCGAGUGCCCGACCUUCCAGUCUGUCUUCAAGUGAGCAGCUGGCGCCGGACUGGGAGACGUGCUUUGCUGGCCCUGAACUUGCACAAACUUUGCCUUGGGGCACCGAAACCGUUGGGCUCCUCCCGCUACUGUGGACGCUGUACCUUUGAUUCCUCGGUGUUUCUCUCUGUCUGUGUCUUUUAGGGCCUCCUGUUUCUUGUUCUUUCCUCACCCCAAUCAUUUCCCCAUUAGGGAAAGAUCAGAAGCUGUGCAGCCCGGCUUCCAAGCACGGCUGCAUCAGAGGGGGAAGCAAACCUUUGCGGCAGAACCUGGGCUCCUCUUCUCCAGUUUCGGGGUGGAAAACUGCAGUUUCAGUGAAGUAGGAUUUUCUUUUGUUUCUCCUGGCAACGAUUCCUUCGGGGACUGUCUCCCCCCCCCCCCCCGCAUGCCCCCAUCCUGGGAUAAUGUCGCAGUGCCACGCAGCUGCUUUAAUUCGCCUGGGUGAUGCAGUCACUGGCGGAGACGGGGGGCAGUAUCAGCAAAUGAGGCAACACACCUUUUUUGUCUCUGUUGUGGCAAGGCGCGUCCAAAGGGGGGGCAUUUGGGGGUCACGGCAGAAAACGUUCACAGAACUGCCCUUUCGACACGGCUCUCCUGUGGGGCACAUAAAGAUGCAAGGCAGACGUGGGAGUCCCCAAGGUCACGCGAGUGUCCGGGCAGUGCCAGGACAGGCAGAUCCUUUUUAAGGGGACAUUCUGCCAGUGAGAACAGGCUGUUGGAAGGUCGAGGAGUGAAACAGGACCCGGCUGAUUAAUUCUUCCUGUCCAUCUCGGUGUGAAGGCGAGUGCAGUUUCGAUGCUCUGCCGUGGGUACUGGAAUCUCUUGGGCCAGCCCUGAUGUCGGGAUGCCCGUUCCUGUAGAUGCAGCUAUGCUGCUCCCCGGGGCUCACAACCAAGGCCAAAUCACCCCGAAGCAAAUGCUGAAGCUGCGGGGUGCUUUGCCCUUGGGGAAAGGGCAGUGCUGUGCCAAGUUCCAGGGAGGCCUAGCGACCCCCGGCUGGCGAGGUCUCCCUCCCUCCCUGCAAGCCAACGUCUGGGUGGGGCUCAAGUCCCUUGGUUCUCACGAGACCUGUAGAAGGGGCCCGGUGCUCCAUUCUGGUUUGGGAAGGACAACAUCCAGAAAACCCCGGCUGCCGCCUAGCAGAAGUUCCUCUUGCGUGGUUGCAGCUCAGUGCAAGGGGCACGCCUUGGAUGCUGCCACUCCCCAGCUCGACCCUGACAUUUUAAGGUAUGGUUAGGAAAGAUGCCUGAUCCAAACCGUCUGCUGGGAUCUGACGGUCUCCGACACUGCCCCAGUUCACACACCCGUGCAAGGGGCAGUGAACACCGGGUGGGGCGUCCUGGUGGAGCAGGUGGAGGGAUUGCGCUGUGCAGGGGCUGCCAAAGCACAGGCCAGGGACCCCGGCUUCAAAACACCCGAGAAAUGGCUGGAUUUAGAGUCAUUUCGCCUUUCUGCCUUGUCCUCUGGAGGAGCUUUGCCCAUGUAUGGCACACAGUUAUUAGAAAACAGCAUUGCUUUUUCGAUGGGCGGGGUGGGGCAGAGCUUUCAUCACGCCGUGGGUCAGUGGCUCCCAAGCUGCACGAGCCGAUUCCCUGGCUCUCUCACUCCGGCCCUGAGGUGGCGUUGCCAGAGCAGCGCACCUUGCGUGGGUUCAAGGCAGACGAACGUCUGCCUUUGCAAAUGGCACACAGAACCCAAAAAGAGAGACGGAACAUCCACGUGCACACGCUUUCUCGCAACUUGAAAGCAUUUUCCCUUUCCUGAGGGGUGCAGCUGGACACGACUCCUUUGGCUAAAUGUCGGUGGUGGUGCUGGGCACUCGAGAAAGCGCUGCUCCUGGAUCUGGCCCGUGACCACCACCUGCAUUCUGAUUAUUUACUUUAAAAUGUACGCUGAUGACCUGUUUUUAUUUAGGGUGUUGAGUUAUUUUCACUGAGCUUGAAGCUUCCUGUCUUUUUGUCCUUUUUGUAGAAGAGCCUUAUUUGUGUAUAACCUUAUCCUUUCUCCAGGAAGACUUCCUUGACUUUUGUUUUGGUAGCUUUUCUAGUUUCGAAGUAUACUUCCCUUCGCGCCCUUCCUGUUCUCGGUGGCACUCUGAUUUGUUCGUUCAGUUACUUCCUUUGGUAAAUGUGAGAUUUUUGAACCUCUGGGUUUUAGAUGAGAGUUUGUACCUGUGAGGAGAUUUCCCCCACCCCUUUGUUUUCAUUUUUCUAUUAUUAUUUUUCCUACAACUAACAGCACCUAAGAGGGGAAAAUACUCCUCCAUCUAAUGUCAUACAGCAUUGUUUUAGGCUACUCACAUAUGUUUGCAUUGUGCUGUGAAGUUUCUGCACAAAGGGUGGCCUCAGAAUCCAAGCAACCGCAGUGACAUGAUUCCCUGCGGAAAGCCAGUGACGGAAAGCUUUCGUUUCCAAUAUUAUUUCAAAAUAUAAUCAAGUUUCUAGCCAUAACAGAGGCUGGGAAGUAACAGAAGCUACAACAGCGGUUCUUUGUUUGGGAGGCAGAUGAAGUAGCUGGGCCCAGUAGAGUGGCCUGGUGUCCUCUUUUAUUUGAAGCUGUCCUCUUUUCGAACUUUUUAUUUGAAAAGUUUUAGUUCCAGUUUUAAAAUAAAGAACCGUCUUAUCUGUUUCUCCUUAACAGUUAGCACUGGGGCAACAAGCAAACAGGUCACCUAGUCAUGGCAUUCCACGCUAUGCUGAGAUGUACUAUAUUUCUAUUAAAAAUUCGUAAUUACUUCUAAAUUUGCAUCUAUACAUAUAAACCAGAAUAUCCAACUUCUAUGCAAAUAUAUGUCCUCUUUUUUGGUGAUGCAUUUCCUCUUUUCUGGAGACUCGUCAGUUACCACCCUCUAGCUGGGAUAUCUGUAUUCCAUCAGUCAUUACUUUACACAAUGUCCCUUCCAAAUCACUUCCUUAUUUUGGGGGCUUUGGCUGCGGGUGGUACUGAAAUGUAAUAAAGAAAUAUUUUUACACAUGUGCUGCGAGUGAAAACUUGCCAUUAUCUCCAGCUACCACCUUUUCCCAACACCAAACUGGCAUAAUAUUCUUUGUUACCUGAAGCAAGAAUCAGACUUGCAAAUUAACUCAAUAAACGCAAUUGUGCCCGAUUUGAACACCA